Molecule: messenger RNA, 973 nt
Organism: Prorocentrum cordatum
Lineage: Eukaryota; Dinophyceae; Prorocentrales; Prorocentraceae
Source: the annotation of a GenBank genome assembly
GAUUUCUACCACCAGCUCGCCUUCAGUGACGCACGAGAGUCAACCGACGCCUGCGGCCUUGCCCGCGAGUUGAGGGCCCACGCGGACUUCCCGUCCGACCCCGCGAGGGCGCUGGAGGAGCGGGGGGGCGCCGCCGUCCGAGGAGGCUGCCUCGCCGACUCAGAGACGAUCUGCGGGAUGGAGCUCGCCCCCGCGGGCCCCGCGGCGCAGGGGCUCUGCGUCGGCGACCACUUCGUGGUGGAGCGAGUUCAUGUGCAGAGCGCGCGCUCUGAAGCUGGGGCGGACGCGGCCCUGCUGGCCGCCGCCCGCCAGGCCUACGCCCGAGAAGGGUUGCCCGGGUCGACCGCGAAAGCGGUAGCUCAGGAGCUGUUGGCGACGCUGGUGGGCGCCGAGAUGGACGGCAGGCAGGGGCUGGCUCAGCGGGGGCUUGUCACCGCGGGGGCCCCGCUGGAGCGCCGCCUCGCCCUCUCGGCGCUGAGCCUCACCGCGGCUCGCCUGAAGGCCGCGAGCAGGCGCUUGCUGGCCACCCUGGCGCCUUCGUGGAUGGCGGUCUUCGCCGACCGCCGCCCUCUCAUGGCGGUGCUGGACCACAUGUUCAAGGUACUUGGCGUGGCCGAGGCGGGUUUCAAGACGCGGAAGGCUGAGGCCGCCGCCAAGCUGGGCGCCGUCUACGGUCUGCCGAAGCCCGUGAAGGAUGAGCUCGCGUUGGCGCCCGUCCUCGCUCCGAUGGCGGUCACCGACAUCUCCGCCCCGUACGACGACAGGAUCAACGCCGUGGAUGCAUCUCAGUCGAAGGGGACCGCGGUGAGCACCCCCGCUCCUGCCGGCAUGGUCGCCCGCCUCUGGCGGUGCGGGGAGCGGCGCGGCGGGUGCCCCCGCCUCGAGUCGGCGCCGAAAGUGGCCUCGAGGGAGAUCGGCCAGCUGCGCGCCAGCGCUGAGCCAGCCCACUUCGAUGUCCUCGACGAGCCCGGGC